Ipomoea nil (Japanese morning glory) is the source of this 1940-nucleotide messenger RNA. RefSeq lists its product as uncharacterized. The record is from RefSeq and is a predicted model, not a curated record. NCBI's taxonomy places the organism in Eukaryota, Viridiplantae, Streptophyta, Magnoliopsida, Solanales, Convolvulaceae. The transcript is spliced from 7 exons. The coding region runs from base 327 to 1604 and encodes 425 amino acids.
CUGGCACAUGAGCACACCUCUGCAUUUCAAUUGGAUUUUACGAAGGAGCACAAUUGCAGAAAAAGAGAGAGAGACAGAGAGAGAGAGAGAGAGAGACCUUUUCAUCCUCAUCUCUUCUUCACACUCUCACUCUCCCCGAACAACACUUUGGAUUUCUUAGUUGAGGUGGUGCGCAGGAUAAGCAGGGAGGUGCGUAGGAUAAGCAGGUUGCUGAGUUCUUGGUCCGGGCUUGGAGAGCUGCUGCACAUUGGUGUAGCUAUUGCCGUUUCAGCUCGUGUCUGAAAUUGGGUUCGGCUUAGUCUAGCUGGUGGAGGGUUUCCGGGAGGAUGGCGCAUUUUAGCGGUGGACAGUGGGGGACGAAGAGGAGGAUGCUCGGAGUAGCUCUGUUCUUGCUCUGCUUCUAUGGCGGCCUAAUCUCGCUAUCUUGCGCCGCCAGGCUAACGGCCUCUAGGAAGCAUGCCGAGCUUAAGAAGCACUUGAAAAGGCUUAACAAAGAUGCCGUCAAAACCAUUGAGAGCCCAGAUGGAGAUAUCAUUGAUUGUGUACACAUCUCCAAACAGAGAGCUUUCGAUCACCCGUUUCUCAAAGACCAUGAAAUCCAGAUGAGGCCAAGCUACCACCCGGAGGGUCUGUAUGAUGUAAACGAGGAGUCGACGGGGCCUAAAGAAAGAACAAACCCGAUCACUCAGUUGUGGCAUAUGAACGGGAGGUGCCCCGAGGAUACUAUCCCUGUAAGGAGGACAAAGGAAGAUGACGUGUUAAGGGCGAGCUCGGUGAAGAGGUACGGGAAGAAGAAGCACACGAGCUUAGCUAAGCCCCGAGGUACAGAUCCCGACCUCGUGAAUGAAAGUGGUCAUCAGCACGCGAUAGCAUAUGUCGAGGGCGACAAGUAUUACGGGGCGAAGGCUACAAUUAAUGUUUGGGAACCCAAGAUUCAGCAACCUAACGAGUUCAGCUUGUCGCAGCUCUGGAUACUAGGUGGUUCGUUUGGCGAGGACCUUAACAGCAUUGAAGCUGGGUGGCAGGUUAGCCCAGACCUUUACGGUGACAAUAACACGAGACUGUUCACUUACUGGACUAGCGAUGCAUAUCAGGCCACGGGUUGCUACAACCUACUUUGUUCGGGGUUCAUUCAGAUCAACAGCGAAAUAGCAAUGGGUGCUAGCAUUUCCCCGGUCUCAGCUUUCAGAAACUCCCAGUACGAUAUCAAUAUUCUUAUAUGGAAGGAUCCAAAACAGGGAAAUUGGUGGAUGCAGUUCGGGAAUGACUAUGUUUUGGGCUACUGGCCGUCGUUCUUGUUCUCGUACUUGGGGGAGAGUGCAUCGAUGAUUGAAUGGGGCGGGGAGGUGGUGAACUCGAGGCCCGACGGGCAGCACACCUCCACCCAAAUGGGCAGCGGUCAUUUCCCGGAAGAAGGGUUUGGCAAGGCGAGCUAUUUUAGGAACAUCCAAGUUGUCGACAGCUCCAACAACCUUAAGUCCCCCAAAGGUCUAGGCACCUUCACUGACCAAUCCAACUGCUAUGAUGUCCAGACAGGCAACAAUGGAGAUUGGGGCCAUUUCUUCUACUACGGAGGCCCCGGGAGAAACCCUAAUUGCCAAUGAAGCUCUUACAAAUCCCUCCUAACUGUGUAUCAUUCAAUAUUUAAGUGUAGUCUAGCUAGUGCAGUAGUGCCUGCUCUCUAUCCUCUUGUAUACCUCUUUUUUAUACUUUUUUUUUUUUUUUUUUUUUGGUUCUUAGGAUUGAGUUGAUUAGUAGUAAAUGUGAACUGUUAUAUAGUCAGAAGCUUUGGCCUUUUUGAGAGUUCUCCUUGUAAGUGAAUGGGGAAAUGUGGUCAAGUUUCAUAAUUGGCUAAAUAUGCUGCCCUUGAUCAUUUUUCCUUGUAUUUUUCUGUUUUUUAGUGAACUAUUUUGGAGUAUAUAUAGUUCCUUUCUAUGUAA